GAGUACACGGAUGGCUCUAGAUCACCUGGAGUCUGUUCCAGAGAAGCUCAAUCUGCUGGAUGACAUGAAGGAUCUAAACGACUCUCACCUCCAGCGUGAAGUAAUGGAGGAAAGGUACGCGCAGUAUCGGGAGAUCAUCGGCUCCUUGCAGCAACAGCUGGAAGACUCAAAGCGGCGAAUCCAGGAAUACAGGGAAGAAAAAUUCAAAGCAGACAUCCAGAACGCCCGCUUAUCGGCGCUGUCCUCUUCACUGCGUGCAAACAGCAGCUUCCUGUCCAGCUCUCUGCGUUCAGAUGUCACCUCACCAAUAAAGAGAGGAACGCCGCCUUAUUCUGAGGGCCUAAAAGAUUCCACAAGGAGCCUCACCCUGAAUGGAGUGACGUCCUGA
Messenger RNA from Staurois parvus, 388 nucleotides. The record is from the annotation of a GenBank genome assembly. Lineage: Eukaryota; Metazoa; Chordata; Amphibia; Anura; Ranidae.